Messenger RNA from Candoia aspera, 1959 nucleotides. It is a transcript of the gene OTX1, whose product is annotated as orthodenticle homeobox 1. Bases 166 to 1239 code for a protein of 357 amino acids. Gene Ontology annotation, cellular component: nucleus. Gene Ontology annotation, molecular function: DNA-binding transcription factor activity, RNA polymerase II-specific; RNA polymerase II cis-regulatory region sequence-specific DNA binding. Gene Ontology annotation, biological process: regulation of transcription by RNA polymerase II; multicellular organism development. NCBI's taxonomy places the organism in Eukaryota, Metazoa, Chordata, Lepidosauria, Squamata, Candoiidae. The record is from RefSeq and is a predicted model, not a curated record. The transcript has 3 exons.
UUGUAGACUGCUGUGAAAAACUGCUCUUUGGGAUUCCCUUCAGUUACCCGGUUGGAUGAAUAUUUAGAAAAAUAAAUAAAACACACACACAGUUUGAGAUACUGCUAAAUAAACAAAUAGAUAAUUGUGUGUGGAUAAAUUGGAAAAAUCUUUCCAACUUUUAGCAUGAUGUCUUACCUCAAACAGCCCCCCUAUGGCAUGAACGGGCUGGGGCUAGCAGGACCGGCAAUGGAUCUUCUACACCCUUCCGUGGGGUAUCCAGCCACCCCUCGGAAGCAGCGGCGAGAACGCACCACCUUCACCCGAUCGCAGCUGGACGUGUUGGAAGCGCUUUUUGCAAAGACCCGCUACCCUGACAUAUUCAUGCGAGAGGAAGUGGCCCUGAAGAUCAACCUGCCGGAAUCCAGAGUCCAGGUCUGGUUCAAGAACCGCCGCGCCAAGUGCAGACAGCAGCAGCAGAGCGGCAGCGGCGCCAAGAGCCGGCCGGCCAAGAAGAAGUCUUCUCCGGCGCGGGAGAGCUCCGGCUCCGAAAGCAGCGGCCAGUUCACGCCGCCCGCCGCCUCCAGCUCGGCCUCCUCCUCUUCGUCCAGCUCCAACUCUUCGGGCCCGGCGCCGGGCGGAGCGGCCUUGAGCAACCCAGCGGGCGCGGGGGGCGCAGCGUCCGGGUCGGCCUCGUCGGCCGCCUCGCUGAGUAGCGCGCCGUCGGCCGUGGCGACCUCGUCCAUCUGGAGCCCCGCGUCCAUCUCGCCCAGCGCCGGGCCGGAGCCCUUGGCGCCCGGCGGGGCCUCCUGCAUGCAGCGCUCGGUGUCCGGCGCUUCUUCCGCCUCUUACCCGAUGUCGUACGGGCAGGGCGGGGGCUAUGGCCAGGGCUAUCCUGCGCCGCCACCCCCGCCGCACUCGUCGUCCUACUUCAGCGGGGUGGACUGCGGGUCCUACCUGCCCAUGCACGCGCCCCCGCACGCCCACCAGCUCAGCCCGAUGGCGCCCUCGUCCCUGGCGGGCGCGCACCCCCACGCCCACCACCCGCUCAGCCAGAGCUCCAGUCACCACCACCACCAUCACCACCACCACCACCACCAGCCCGGCUAUGGCGGGCCCGGGCUGGCCUUCAACUCCUCCGAUUGUCUGGACUACAAGGAGCCGGCCUCGACCGCCGCCUCUUCCUGGAAGCUCAACUUCAACUCCCCGGACUGCCUCGACUACAAAGACCAGGCCUCCUGGCGCUUCCAAGUCCUGUGAGGUCUGCAGCGGCACCUGCCCCCCAUAGCGCCCCCUUUCUUCUCGGUUCCUCGGGACGCCCUCUUUUUCGCCUUGCAAGCGCGCUCCCUCCCGGUCACGCGCCAGCAGCCCUUGCUCUUCCGCCCCUUUGACCGGUUGGCGAAAGCAGCUUUUGAAUUUAUUUUAAGAAAGGGAAAGGCGCUGGGAGCACCCAGCUCGAAUAGCGUACUGCUUCCAGCCCCUUCCCCAUCACCAAACCCGGGGCUGAAGGCUGCGGGGGUAGCCCUGCGGCCCUUGCCCUUCCCGGACGUGCCUCCUCCGCCCCGCCGAGUUGACUCCUGGUCUGUUAUUUAUUCGCUCCCUGGGAUUAUGUUCAGGAUCGUACUUUUUUGUUCUGAAGCAGAAGAGGACUUUCAAAUCGAGAUUCGUCCUUGUCCUUCCAACCGAUAUAUACCGGCCUUGGCCAGCCGUUUGGCUUUGUGACGCUCGCUGGCUCGCCUGGAAAGACGGGAGAGAGGACGCGCCUUUUGCUUUCCGGCCGACUGCAGACUCCGUGUAUAGAUCUUAACACCGCCCUCCCCCAUCCCCUUCAAGGACCCCCCCCCCACUCCCACCAGGUUCUCUCUGUAGGGUUAUAUUGCAAAAAGGGUAGGAAUUUUGUACAUAUAGGGUUUAACGAGGUCCAUUCCAGCGACCCUUUUUGAUGAAGGAGCUGAAGGUGAACUCUGGAGUCUCGGCAGG